Messenger RNA from Python bivittatus (Burmese python), 8038 nucleotides. NCBI's taxonomy places the organism in Eukaryota, Metazoa, Chordata, Lepidosauria, Squamata, Pythonidae. The record is from RefSeq and is a predicted model, not a curated record.
AUGAAGGCAUUUCUAAGGAGUUCCGAUGGCAUCUUGGCACUGAGGCCAAAGACAACUACGAUAGGAAAGCACAAUGAUUCAGACAUCGUACUUAAGUCUCCAGGGUUGGAAGACCACCAUGCAGCCAUCGAGUUCAGUGACGCGGAGCACAGCUUCAUUCUUCGGGACUUCAACACAGGCAGCGGCACCUUUGUGAACGACUGCCACAUCCAGAACGUGGCCGUGAAGGUGGGCCCAGGAGACGUCUUGCGCUUUGGCUCUGGCGGGCCGGCCUUUGAGCUGGUGCUGGACCAUCCGCCCCAGGUGCCUUGUCCUCUGGUGAAUCGGCGCGUUGCCUGGCCAAGUCAAAUCCAGGUGGUGACAGAGACCGCUUCCCCUCCAGCGGCAGCCGCUGCUUCCCAGUUUCCGCUGCUGCCGUCUCAGCCUGCCAACGCCAGCUGGCCCUACGCAGCCAGUGGGACCUCGCCUCAUCCCCCCAUCAGAAAGAGGCCCGGGAGCGCCAGGGGCAGGACCGUCUCCUCCUCUGCCUUGUCUCUCGAUGCUUCUGGCCGGCCUCCAGCCACCCUAGCAGGAAAUGGAGCCCUGACUGGUCCUCUACCCAGCAGCCACCUAGGGGAUGCGCUUCUCAGAGAGAGGGAAGAGGCAGUUUUGAAACUGGAGGAUGAAAUCGACCGUUUGUCUGCCUUUGAAAGCGAGUGCACUCGCAAAGACACACUGAUCACAGAGCUUCAGCGCGAGAUUUCAGCAAUGACCGAGAAGGUGACGGCAACUCUCGCCAAGAAAGACGCAGAGUUUCAUCAGAAGCUCGCGAGCCUCGACAAAGAUGCUGAUGCCAAGGCAGAAGAGAUCAAAAGCUUGAAGGAGCAAGUGACCAGUCUGCAAAAAAACACCAGCGAAGUCUUGUACCAUUCCCUCUCGGAGCGAGACCUGCAAAUUGCACAUUGGAAGCAGGAGCACGAGGCACUGAAGAAGAGCUAUUCUCUCACCACAGGACUGGUGACCAGUUUGCAGAAAGAUGUUGUUUCGAAGGACCAGAGAAUACAGCAGUUAAGAACGGACGUGGAUAAAUUGAGGCAGGAGAGCCGGGAGAAGGACAACCAGCUCGCCUAUAUUUCUGCCCAGUGCUCUAGAAUUAAAGCGGAAACCAAGCGCGAACUCAGGGAAAGAGGCAUAAGUGCAUAUCAGACUCGGAUCUCGGAGCUGGAGCGGCAGGCCAGUCAGUCCAAAGAAGAGAUCAGGAAGCGCUGCGCAGAGCAGGAGACCUUGACCCGAAGGCUUCUGGAAGUGACCAGGGCCGAAGGGGAGGUGAAGAAAGAGAGCGAGAGGAGAUGGCAGCAGGUGCAAGAGCUGGGCCGCCGAGAGCGUCUCCUGCGUUCGGGGAUGGAGCAGGCCGCUGCUCAGGUGCAGCGUUUUCGGAGCCAGGUCUUGACAGCCCUCUUUCCGGAACCUCCUGAGGAACCUCUAACUGACGAGCAGAUUGUUGAGGAAAUCCAGCAAAUGCAGGAAACCAAGGAGGGAUACGGCCAGAAGCAGGCAGCCCUGAAGAAGGAAGUGCAGGCCAAGGCCUUGGAAAUGGAGAAACUGUCUUCUGACCUUGCCCUGCUGAAGAAGUCACUCGAUGGAUUUCAGGAUUUCUUGAAGACGGCUUACUGUGGCAACAGCCUGAAGGAGGAGCUCAGCCGCCUGCAGAGCCUGGCCCCCCUGGCCCCCCUGGCCUCAGGAAUCCAGGCCUCCCUGACCCGGAUCCUCUACAAACUGUUGGGCUGGGUGGAAGCGAUGGAGGUUCUGCUCCGAGACAUGGGCGCGGAUGCCUUGGCUGGGGAAACAGGGAUGGCCUUCUACAUGAAGCGGCUCCUGGAUCGACACCAUAACGUUAUGGGGCAGGUUCAGACGCUGCAGAACCAGCUAAGGAUGGCGGAAGAGUCUCAGCACUUGAUCCUGCAAGAAAAGCUGAAGGAGCUGAAAGAACAGCUGGAGGAGGAGUUCCAGGCCAAAGAAAGAAAGAUGCGAGAGGAAGAAAAUAAGCAGAAGGAGGUUCUGGCGAUGAUGGCCACCCUGGAAGAAGCCAAGUUAAAAGAAGCCCUGGAAGAAGAGAGGAGAAGGGUCCAUGCGUUGGAAGCUCAAGUGAAGGAGCUCUCCGAGGUGAUUGAACAGAGAACAACCCUGGAGGGGGCUUUAAAUGCCAAGAUAAAAGAGAGUCUGGAGGCUCUGGAGGCAGCAAUGAGGAGAAAGACGGUGGCAGAAGAGAAGCUGUCGGUCUGGGAGAAGCGGCUGAAGAGCCUGGAAGAGGAGGCCGAGUCGCUGAAGCAGAAGCACCAGGAGGAGAUCUUGGAGUACAAGGAGCAGGUCAAGCAGCACGCCAGGACCAUCGUGGAUCUGGAGCAGAGGCUCGCAGAAGCCGCCCCGCAGGCGAAGGAGGACGGCACGCCAGAGCAGUCGGAAGCAAAGAAGGAGGCUGGCAAGCCGUUACUACCCGCCUCCCAAGAGCUUAUCGUGGAAGAGUUCCAUGCCUUCCUGAAGGAAGAACUUGCAGCCGCAAAGAAGGAGAUCCAGGCCAACCAGGCUGUCAUUUCACAGUUAAAGAAGGAACUUUCCAAGGCGAGAGCCACGAUGUCCGACGUGAUCGGAGAGCUCAGCGACAAGCAGAAAACGGAGCUGGAAGAAAAGCGAAGCCUCGUGCAGGACCAGGCCCGAGAACUCAGCCACCUCCGAGAGAAGCUGUCGGGGACGUCCAGGCUGCUGAGCCAGAAGGAGACAAAUCUCCAAGCCGUCUCUGAGGAAUUAAGGAAGACCAGAGAGAAGGUGAAGCUGCUGCUGGCGGAGGCGAAGGAAAAGGCUGCGGAGCAGGCCAAGGUUACGCACCACAAGAGCAUCCAGACCAGGGGCCCCCUGCAGGACGACGCCCUCUCCACUGCAAAGGAACCCCCCCUCCUGUGCCUGGCUGACCUGGGGGCGAGGUGCAAAGGCUCGCGCCACGACGAAACCAUCCGUCGCCAGAAAGAGGCCCUGGCUGAGCUGCGGAAGAGACUCAGAAACCUGGAAAAGGGGCAUCCUCUGGACCCUGAAGCGAAAAACUUAGAGCCGCUCCUCAUCCUCAGGAAAGGGCUGGCAGAGAAAGACCAGGCCACAGUGUUAGCGGCCACAGCGGACAUCCACCAGGCUCCACGUGGCGUCUCCGGCUUCGAUCCCAACGUGACGACUGAGAGGACCGCAAAGCUGGAGAUGGCAGACGCGCUGGACCUCAGCGAGAACCUGUACUUCAGCUUUGUCCGAGGUCUCUCCAGCCUGAUGGACGUGGAGGAGCUGAUGGGCUUGCGCACCCUCAAGCACCUGCCCCAGGGCGAGCGGGAAAAGGUGAGCCUGCUGCGGCAGAAGGAUCUGGACCUGUUGCUGGACAGGAUCAGCAAGUUGAAGACCCGCCUGGAGAGGAAGGAGUCCCUGCUGAAAGAGUAUGAGGGGGACUUCGGGCACCUCAGGAACAACAGGCAGACUCUGCAGGCUUGCCAGUCCGAGAUGGCCAAGUUGGCAGACCAGGUCUACCGAGACGCAGAAGAGAAGGCCCUGCUGAAGGAGGCCCUGGAGAGGACACGGUUGCAGCUGAACCAGGAGAAGAGGCUGAACAAGGCCCUGAAGAAGCCGAAGACGCUAACCCUGAAGAAGCCGCCCUCCGAAAAUCCGAAGGCAGCCGAGGGGCCGAGGGACACCUGCAAACCCCAAGUGCAUUGCAGUGGCUGGGCCUAGGCUGUCCCCCUUCUGGAGAGCUGUGGGGCAGGAACGCUCCCGCUGCUGUAAAUAGGAGAAAUGGUGCAAAAAUGAUGUGUUUCAUACAUACGUAGACACCUCGUUGUACAGCCAGCCGGUGGCCGCCUCUGGAUACGUCGUGCCUUGAUCGUUAGAAAAGCACCAAGGACGCGGUGCAAAUUAUGUAUAAAUGUAUAUGCUCUGUAAUCCAGCCACCGGUGUCCGCUGAUGUCUUUGGGGAACGAGGGGUGGGCUUCAGCUGGGUCGAGGCUCAUCACCAGUGGCUGCCCUUCGUUUGGGGGCGCAGGGGGCAGGACAGUGGUUCAUAAUGAGCAAGUAGGGUAUUCGGGGUGUUUUAUGGGUACCUUGGGGGUGGGGGUAACGUCAUAUUUGAGUUGGGUGCAGGCGCUGGCCAUUUCUCAGGCACAUCCACAUGGUUUUCUGGAUCGUGGUACAGAAGUUGUUUGCCCCAGUCUCCUAGGAUGUUUUUUGGACUUCCAGGUCUAGCCACAUCCACCCUCUAGGUUUGGCCAUGUCUGGCUUUUCACGAUGAGCCAAGGUUUGCUAGACCCUCGCUGGACUCGGGGGGGGGGUCUGUUUUUAAAAUCGGAAGCUGGAAUUGGAUCAGCAGGAACUGCAGGAUGGCUGAGCUCCGUUCAGACCUCGAUUCCCAAGCAAGCCAUGUUCCAGCCAGCACGGUGGGCAAGCCCAGGGACAUGAGGCUGAUUGCAGAAAAGGAUCCAGCCCAAGGAGAGGGCAUUGCAGGUGGGUGGGCAGCCUGGCAGGCCCGGAAAAGGGAGGCAGAGCCUGCUGCAGCCCGUCUGAGCAUCCCCGAGAAGGCCUGUCUGUCACUUCAACUCCCGCCUCUUUUCACAAGCUGUCGGCCCUCUGCGUCCGUGUUUCCCUCUGAAAAUACAGGAGAUUGGAAAGGAGGCUUCGGUCUGCUGCCCGAAACCCACAGCGCGACGCCCAGGCCUUGGCAUCUCCCUGGCUGCUGUCGCCGCUGCCAUUUGUAGCCCCAGGUAAACCCGAUCCUUGCCAAAGCUUGGCCAGCCGGCACGUUCUCUAGCGUCUCCAUCCUCCUCGUGGCCAGCCAGCCAGCUGUCCAGCUGUCAGGAGGCAGAGAAGUGGGCAAGAAACACCCACAGGAGCAUCUGCAAAACCCCGGGGGUGACCGGAUCUUCCUGGAGGCUUUGCCCUGCACAACACCCUUCCUGGAAAGCGGGCUUCGGACUGGCAGCGCUGCUCUGGGUCUUCCACAAAAGAACGCUGGGCAAGUAAAACCGCAUCCUUUUCGGGUGGCAAAAUUCACCCGGGUCUGCCCAUCAUGUUACAGGUCUUGCUCCCAAAAAGGGAGGCUUCCCGAGGUCCAUGAGAAACACCGUGGUGUGGGCCUUUGGGGCCAGAUCUUUUCAGGCCCUCGGGCCCUCGCAGCUUCCACAAAUGCACAGCUGCUUCAUCGGCCCUUAUGAGGGUUUGGUACAGGUAAAAGUAGGCCUGCUGAUGCAACUCGGUGGGAAUUAGGCUUGGAGAACAGGGAGGUAACAUACAGAAAGGGAGAACAGGAGCGUCUUCGGUUAAAGGCCUUAUGGAAAAAGAUCCCAGAUUUCAGAGCUCCGUUUUGGGGCCGUAGGACACAAUACGAGCACCCACAAAGUACCUUUAUUUAAAUAAAAAACAGAAGCGGGCCCUGUGGUGAAAUUUGCCAUGGAUUUGAUCCUUUUUCCCUCGUCUUCCCUGCUUCCCUCAUUUCUCCUUCCUCUCCUCUUUCCCCGUUUCUAGAGCAUUCGCCUUAAGGAACUCAGUCAAGCGUUGUUUCCGUAGCUCAUUUUCUUCAGCCAGCUAGAUUCUCCGCCCUUUAAGGACAUUUUCUUGCAGCUGAAGAAAGAUCUUAAGGUUAGAGGCUAAAACAGCUGCUCUUGGCCUGAGCACAGUUGCUGGUGCUUUCAGUCCAGAUUCACAUAAUCACUGGAACUAAGAACUAGCCAAACAAGCUGGGUUUGUGGACACAGAGGAAGCUGCAAAAAGUCUAAGGAAAGUUAGCUGUCAUCUGGCACGUUUAUUCCAAAAUGCGGGGGCCACGCUGAAAAAGGCCUGCCCUCCAGGAGUCCUGGCAAAGGUGUGCAAUACAUUUCUCUGACUCAGCCAGCUAAUCGAUGUGGCUUCAAGUAUUUCCAAGUUGUUUUUUUCUCUCCUUUAACCCCUCAAAAAGCACGUGAGACUGCACAAGGACAAAAACCGAUCACCCAAAGAAAACCAGUGAUUUGAUAUUGGCUCUGCCCAUUUCAUGCCCAAGGGUUAGGGUUAGGGUUAGGCUUUUUUUCCCCAGAAGACCAAUUAAAUCACCAGCAGAGUGUCUCUGAAAAAAGGUGUUCAGCAAGCGAGUUGUUGACAGCUUAGAAACGUUCGAGAUCUCUUCUGAUAGAGCACUUUGAAGAAGCCACCAGCUGCUGCCUUGUUCUGCCAGGUGCCGACACCAGAUCACCUGGUGCUCGGAAAUGUUGAGGCGCUGGUCUCCCUCCUCAGGAUCUUUUCCUGGGCUUUGCGUGGCCUCCCUGCAUGCUGCUUCUGCAGCGACCGGGGGGGGGGGGUCAUCCAAGGACACCGCGCAUCCUCUAAGGCUCCAAGCGCUUUGCAGCAGCCCCACCAUCUGUGUUCACCAGGAUUGUUUGGGUGCUGUUCUUCCUGCCAGCAGCCUGUUCUUGUCCUCCCGGUGUAAUUGCACCCUCCCGAAAUAGCUGAGCGCUUCCUUCUCUCGCUCUGGCUUGGCAGGAAGCUGACCUCCCCAAAGCCUGUCUUUGGGCAGCCAGUCCCAAGGCACCCACAAGCUUUGCCUCCUUCGCUGGAGUCCCGGGAGGUGUUUUUGCUCGGCUGGUUCCAUUUAAAACGUUCCCGGUGAGCGUGCUCUUCUGGCCUAGAGUCCCUCCGCGUCCCUCACAGGCUGAAAGGCCAUGCGGGUCUUUCUCCCUGACCCAGCAUCUCCUUUGCCUCUUCUCAAAAAGGGUGGAGGCCGCUUGGGGACUCCGGAGUAGGCCAGAGAGAAGAGGACUGGGGGCUGCCGAUGACUAGUUCUCUAAAGUGCCACGUGGAGCCAUUUCUUGGGAGCUGUCAAAACAGCUAGGAGCCCAAACCAGCGUUCUGCAAAACGUGGAAUCUGAAAUCCCCAGCCCUAAAUUAUGCAUGUUCUGCGAAAGCUUCAGAGACAGCCUUUGAAAGCUCACGUCGUUUCCAUCUGGCUUCGGAUCUGUGUGGGUGCAGAACUAAGCUUGAUGUGAUUGCUGGCUUUUAUGUCUGUGUGGGAAGGCCUGUUAUUCAAGUCCAAAUGGAAUAAUUGCAUUAUUUUCUCCCUGAGAACCCCCUUGGCGUCCUUUGCGCAGCUCGCAAAGAUGUGGCUGGGCCCGGGAUGGUGUCUCAGCCUGGAUUGUGGGUUAAGUUGUGGUUAACGAGGAGCGUUUUUAAUAAACGUCAUAACUUUCUCAGCCAGACCACAGCCAAGCCCUUUCACCUUUCUGCUGCCCUCCAGUGGGGCCUUCCAGCCGCCCGCUCGCCCAUCACUCCCCGACCGGCUAUCUGGAGAAAGCCCAGGUCAAACGAGGGUCCUCUCCGUUCCUGAAGGCAGCAGAGGGGCUGGUGCCGGGGGCCCUGGAUGGAGGAGGGCAUCAAGAUGGACUCCCCCAGAUGUCUGGGGGCUACCCAGACGCAAGGACCGCACACACACACCUGUUCCUGUGAAUGGUGCCCAAACUCUCCUCCCCCUCGCAAGAAACAUUCUCAGCGCAACAAGGCCUGGGAGAAAAGCCACGCGCAAUAAUGCUGCGCUAACAGAAGGACGAGGAAUCAGUCGGGAUGAGUAAGGCCUGCUCUCUGUAGCAGAAAGGGCCCGGCCUUUUACUCUCCGUAGAAACGGAAAGCAGAUUAUCAACCACCUUCAAGCCACGUGCGGCCUUCGUAUAUCGACCUGGAGGAUUUCAGAUAUAUUGAUCUAUGGAGAGACAAUGCAGCAUCGCUAGGAAGCUAACGUCCAAGAUGGACCCAACAGGAAAGGCAAGGAUUUACAGUGAUUUUUCUUCCUGUUAAGGGUUACAGAGUUCCAGGCCGUCUGCUGACUGUCACGUUUCAAGCCCUGUAAAGCGCAGGGGCUCAACUAACUUCUUCAGUGGCGAAAAUAUGAGGAGUUGGAGGAAUGCUUUGUGCACAAGGGCAGCGGCUCUUUGGGGGUGGGCUCCCCAGCUUUGGAGAGGGACAAAUUAGUGCCAGACUUGCUUUUCAAGAGUGAUAAAACCCAAAGUUUCCCCUC